Messenger RNA from Saccostrea echinata, 2645 nucleotides. RefSeq lists its product as uncharacterized. The transcript has 3 exons. Bases 116 to 1822 code for a protein of 568 amino acids. Lineage: Eukaryota; Metazoa; Mollusca; Bivalvia; Ostreida; Ostreidae. Gene Ontology annotation, molecular function: protein binding. The record is from RefSeq and is a predicted model, not a curated record.
UGCAGUUAGAGUGAUCUGCCCCUUUACAUGGAAAUUCCAUCUUUGCAAGCCAAGAGUUUGUGAGGAGCGUACUGGGUCCAAAACUAUUUGAUUGUGAGGAUGAAUUCUACAGUAAAUGGCAAAAUUUGAAAUGGAUGAAUCAAGAAUGAAAAAACACCAAAGACAAACUAAAUCUGCUACCAGAGACAGGUCUGUAGGCAAAGAGACGGUACCCUUGAAAACGUAUAACCUCCGGAAACGGAAAUGUGAGAGUGGACAAUAUGGACAAGAUAAUAGUCCAACAAAAGUCCAAAACCCCAAACGGAGACGGAUCCAUUCAGAGCAUAAUGAAAAUAUUCCGACAAAAGUCCAAAAUUCCAAACGGAGACGGAUCCAGUUAGAUCAUAAUGAUAAAAGUCGGACAAAAGUCCAAAACUCUAAACGGAGAUGGAUCCAGUCAGAGCAUGAUGAUCAAAGAACAGAUAGUAGAGAAACGCAGUCAGCUAGAGAACGUAAACAUCAUCGUACGGAUGUAGGUGAAUCAAAUGAUAAAGAGGCAAAACAUCAGGGUGUCAAAACGAAAAAGCCAUUGAAAAGAAAAACCGUGAAGAAAUCGGAAGAAGAUGCCCAUCUUGAUGUAGGAUUUCAAACGAAGAAGGUUCAGAGAGUGCUUCGAUCGUCAAUUAAACACACCAAAGAGAGGAAGGAAAAAGUAAAUAAGCACCCUAAUUCUAAACUGAGGCUACAAUUGAAGAAAAACGGAGACAAGAAAGAAGAACUUCAAGGUAGAAUUCUGCCCGAAAAAUUUAAAAACCAGGGUACACAGAAAAAAACCACAAAACCACGAGUAAGAUGUUCGGCCUUUAAUAGAAAACCCAUUCCAAAGAAGGAAAAACAAUUAAGAGCAAACAAACGCCUGAAUUCUAAAGCCGAGAGCUUUAAAAAGUCAAAAGCAAAGACGAUCAAUCAAAUUUUGCCAAAGAAUAAAGACAUAUUGGUUCAGGAAAAACAAAAUACUGUACCAGACGAAACGUCUGCAAAAACUUUUUCCAGCUUGUUUUUAAAGAAAAUAAAAGUAAAACUUCAUCAUACUUUAGACCACACAUGGGCAAACAUACACGGAAUCAGUGUAUCUGAAGAUGAUCUAGUAUGGGUGAACCAUUUGGUAAACACAGUACAUCUUCAAAAUACAACAGGAGAGGUGAUAAGAACUUUUGAAUUAGACUUCAGACCUGUAUUCAAUUGCUGCACACCCUCUGGUGACGUUUUUUUAACACAGGGAUAUGGUGCCAAUGCCAAACCUACUAUAAGCUUAUUAUCACGGGAAGGAGAUAUAAAAGUUGUGGCCGAUCUUUCUUCGUACGCUUCAAAUCUUUGUGGAAUUUUAUGCCAAGAUGAAAGAAUAUACGUUGUUGCCUAUUGUGCAGAAGAUAAAAAUUACUUUGUUAUCAAACUGAAUAUAAAUGGAGAAGUUGAAAACGUUUACCAUACACAGAAGGCGUCAGAUAACAUAAAUCAGAUCAUAUCUCUAAAUGGUCAAAUAGCUGCCAUUCGCACAAAUUCAGACGGUUUGAUGCCUUUGGAAGCCGAUCGAAUUUCCUCAGUAAAGAUGAACAAAGUAAACAUGACUUUGUAUUCAGCGAGUGCAUCAGUGGACAAGUUAGGGAAUGUUAUCAUGGCAUCAAACGCAUCCCUCUUCAUCAUCAAUCCAAGUCUGGAGUACAUGCAUGAGAUAGAUACUGGUACUUCUGAAGAAAUCAUCUCAACAGCUGUUGAUCAACAAAAUCAGUUGUGGUUCGGUACCAGAUCUGGAAAGUUGUAUUCUACAAAAUACCUUAAAUAAUUAACAGCGUUCAGUUAAUGUUUCAAAGAACUUAUUGGAAAGUUAAUUAAAUCAAAGAAUCGAAAAUACAACAAGGAAAAACAGAAAUAUAGAAAAGGAACUUUUAUUAAUUUACUAUUGCUGUAUCAUAUAUACAUAUAGUUGAUAUGAACUGUACACAAUAUAUUGCGAGUCCACUACCAAAUUAAAGUUACAUCGACUCUUUUAAUAUAAAUUAAGUCGUACCAAAAUUUCGGGACCUAAAACCCCAAGGCCAAGCAAAUGCAAAAUAUGAAGAUACCCUACAUGCAUGUUCAACUUAUGGAUUGGGAUGAGACUGAUUGUAUCAAGAAACUUUAUUUACAAGUCUCAAUGACUCUUGCUUGACAAUCAUCGCUGACUUUCUGUACAUUUCCUUAACUAUUUCUUGUUCAGCAGCGAGCUUAAAUGAUUUAUUACAGUACCAACCAGACCCAACCUGACACAAAGCAGUCCCAGAGCGGUCCCGGGGACUGCUUUCUGGGACUGCUAAAGCAGUCCCAGAGUGGUCCCAGAGCAGUCCCACAGCGGUCCCAGCAGUCCCAGCGGUCCCAGAAAGCAGUCCCAGCAGUCCCAGACAGCAGUCCCAGCAGUCCCAGUGGGCGGGGUUAAUUAGUUUAAUGGGCGGAGCUUACUCAGAAUGAGAUUACCAAUAAACAAUGUAACUAUAUAAAAGGCAGUUGAAAUUGAUGAGCAAUUCUUUCUGAGUAGUAUCAACAAAUAUUUACAAUUCUUACGCGACAGUCAUUUCUGAACUGUUAAGAAAAUCACAGUACGCGUAUAGAAACAAAUUAUAAUUAUUGAA